AUGUAUAAUGGAGAGCCCUCAUCAGUGGAGGAGCCCUGCACCACAUCAGUGGAGGAGCCCAGCACCUCAUCAGUGGAUGAGCACUGCACCUCAUCAGUGGAGGAGCCCUGCACCUCAUCAGUGGAGGAGCCCUGCACCUCAUCAGUGGAGGAGCCCUGCACCUCAUCAGUGGAGGAGCCCUGCACCUCAUCAGUGGAGGAGCCCUGCACCUCAUCAGUGGAGGAGCCCUGCACCUCAUUAGUGGAGGAGCCCUGCACCUCAUUAGUGGAGGAGCCCUGCACCUCAUCAGCGGAGGAGCCCUGCACCUCAUCAGUGGAGGAGCCCUGCACCUCAUCAGUGGAGGAGCCCUGCACCUCAUCAGUGGAGGAAAAUCUCUCCACAUGA
Messenger RNA from Procambarus clarkii (red swamp crayfish), 384 nucleotides. The record is from RefSeq and is a predicted model, not a curated record. NCBI's taxonomy places the organism in Eukaryota, Metazoa, Arthropoda, Malacostraca, Decapoda, Cambaridae.